AUGGAAGAGGUUGUGCAGUGGGCAGCCAGUGUGAUGGACCAUAAAGCUGGAGUAGAAAAGAAAGCUCAGGCGGAGGAGAGAGAGAGCAGCAUUUCCUCAGAGAUACACUGCAAGAUUUUGGACCUGAGCGAAGGAGAAAAUAUCAUAGCGCUGUGCAAAAGGAAAAAGAAGAUCAGGAAAGCACACUCGUCCAGGUUGUCUGUGGAAAUCCCUGUGAUAGGACAUGUGGAUACUGCAGAAUUCAUGAAUGCAGCCACUCAAGGCAAACUGAAUGUGAUAGACAAGUAUCUGUCUGAUGGUGGGAACCCUAAUGUCCACGACGAGCUGAAGAGGACGGCCCUGCAUCGUGCCUCCCUGAAAGGACACACCACAGUUGUCCAAAGUCUCUUAGAAAAAGGAGCCGAUAUCAACUUUAAAGAUCGACUGGACGCCAGGGCCAUACACUGGGCCUGCAGAGGGGGAAGCCUGGGGGUUGUCCAAGCCCUGAAGAGCCACGGGGCUGACCUGAACGUUAGAGAUAUGUUGUACAGCACUCCACUGCAUGUGGCCACAAGAACAGGCCACACCAACAUUGUGGAGUACCUGCUGUCCUGGGGUGCCAAAAUCAACUCCAGGGACAGGGAAGGGGACACAGCCCUGCACGACGCCGUGCUUCUCAACAGACACAAGAUAGUGAGGCUGCUCAUAUUUUCAGGAGCUGACACAAAAAUAAAAAAUCAUGAGGGAGUGACAGCAGUGCAGCAGGUAAAACAAUGGCAGUUUGACAUCAUUGAGACCCUGCUGAGGCUGGAGAAGCUGAGGGAGGUGGGUCUGGUGCGGCCUGAGGAGUGAAUUGUGCAGCGCAAAAGCCGUACAUGUACUCGUGCAGUAUAUUCUUUAUAAUGUCACUUGCUAUGACUAUCUGUCUCAGGUUCAAAGUGCAUUCUGUAAUUCCACUGUAGGGCUGUGUACGUCAUAUUUGAGUAUAUGCAUUACCUUAUGGGUAUGAUGCCAUUUGAUGUGUGCUCACCAUCGAAAUCUGCCUUUCCAAGCAUGGCUGUUAACCUCUGAGAUUAGUCUGUACUCUGAAAAUAGAAAAUGAUCUGCUUAUCUUAAAGAGAUAUAAGAAUGAGGAAACAAAGCUGCAUUUCUCAAACCUUGUGCUGAGCUUUGGCUUAUUCGCUUCUAAAGAGGUUUAUGAUCUUAGGAGCACUUUCAUGGAUAUUUCAUAUCUGAUUUUUGAUGCCUUUGGAAGUUGAAUAAUAUUAAUAGAUGGUGUUGCACGGAAGCUGUGUUUGAUUAUACAUCGUGAGGUCCUUGUUUUAUCAAGGUGACAGACAAGGCCAGAGCACACAGCAGGACUGCGUUUGAGACGUCAGCUGACGAUUGCAGAGAUGGCUGGUAUGCCCCCCGCUAAAGUC
This is a messenger RNA of Xiphias gladius (swordfish), 1400 nucleotides long. RefSeq names its product ankyrin repeat domain-containing protein 2. Lineage: Eukaryota; Metazoa; Chordata; Actinopteri; Istiophoriformes; Xiphiidae. The record is from RefSeq and is a predicted model, not a curated record. Gene Ontology annotation, molecular function: protein binding. The transcript has 8 exons. The coding region runs from base 1 to 831 and encodes 276 amino acids.